Penicillium alfredii is the source of this 1038-nucleotide messenger RNA. RefSeq lists its product as uncharacterized. NCBI's taxonomy places the organism in Eukaryota, Fungi, Ascomycota, Eurotiomycetes, Eurotiales, Aspergillaceae. The coding region runs from base 1 to 1038 and encodes 345 amino acids. The record is from RefSeq and is a predicted model, not a curated record. The transcript has a single exon.
AUGCGCUUCCACGCCUCUUGGAUUGGCCUUUUGGCUGCACUUCCGCAGGCUUUGGCCUCCUCAGCCCUCUACUCCACCGACUCUACAAGCUCGUCCCUCAACGCUGAGUCCAAACAUGUCGAGACUCUCUACCAAUUCCCCAACAAUGGCUCGUGGGUCGACAACCUGGCCCUGCGGUCUGAUGGCAGUCUGCUCUUUACCCUUUUGGAUGCUCCAGAAGUGUGGUCGGUCAACACCGCCAGCGGCAAUGCAUCGCUUGUGCACUCGUUCCCCAACGCGACGAGCUGCUUCGGCAUCACCGAGAUUGACGAUGAUGUUUUCGCGGUUGUAGUGGGUAACUUCUCUACCAAGACCUACAAGCCCACUGCUGGAUCCUUCUCUGUUCAAAAGUUGGAUUUCUCGAGGGGCGGAAGCAAAAAGGAGGACCGGACUUUGGCCCACCCUGCGGCAUCCAAAAUUGCGGCAUUGCCCGAGGCACAGGCUCUCAACGGAAUGACUUCUUUUACCCGGAAGUCUCACCUCGUCCUGAUCGCCGACAGCCCAAAGGGCGCGGUGUGGAAAGUCAAUACCAAGACGGGAGACUAUGGGGUCGCACUGAACGACACAACCAUGCUGCCAGCCGAGGGGCAGGCCCUUCCUCUGGGCAUCAACGGCCUGCGCGUGGUGGAUGAUUAUCUUUACUAUUCCAGCACGACCCGCAUGCAGUUCUGCCGUGUCAAAGUUGACCAUGAGGCCAAUGCUGCGGGUGACUACGAGGUGAUUGCAAGUGGAUUUUUGCCGGACAACAUGGACGUCGCGUCAGAUGGCACGGCAUAUAUUGCGACGGAUCCCCAGAACUCUGUCGUCCGUAUUACCCCCAAGGGCCAGAUCUCUCUGGUCGCUGGUGGUCAGUUGUCCACCCAGAUCCCGGGGCCUACCUCGUGCCGGUUGACUCCAGACGGAAAGACUUUGUAUGUUGGCACCAGCGGUGGUCAGGUUGCUCCUGUCUUGGGUACAUUUAAGGAGCCUGGGAAGGUGGUGAAGAUCACACUUGCGUGA